GUCCAUGUGUUGUGUGUGUGCAUGGAGGCACAAAGGGGGCGGAGCCCUACAACGUGUGUUAAGAUGAACGUUGGAAGUUGAAACAGACAUCCGAGAUGUGAGGCCUCUAAAAAAUAAAAGCAUUGCAACAAAUAAAAUAUCGACAAAAUCGUGCCAGGAAAUAAACCCACAACCUUCCAGUUGAAAGACAACUUGCCCAACCACUGAGCCGCCAUGACUCAAACCUUGCGCCUCAUUAUUUUAUUACUUUAAAAUUCUAAAUUGCUAAACGUUAAGACUUUCACUGAGGUAAUAUUUAAUAUUAUACUUUUACUUUUAUACUAACUUUAAAUGACUUAAUACAACACUAAUCUGAACAGCUGCAACAAGUUUGCCAGUAGUGUUUUUAUUUUGAAAGGUAUGACCGGAAGUGUGCUUUCUUUGACGACUCGCACGAGACCGCCUGGAUCCGUCUUCCUUCACGUCGGUCGGCGUAUCCGUCGCGUAGCGUCGCAGCCUCGGAAGAGACGCGCGUCGACUUUCGUCUACAGCGGCUCCGUUUGUGUCGCGUGCCGAUAGCGGUUCCGUGCAACGUCGAUCGUUAUUCCCGCUGAAAAUACGCAGGGGUUCAGUUUUUGCCGGAUGACGGAACACGACGCUUCCAUUCAGCAGAGUUCAGCGUGAGCGGGACAGGAAGCCAAACACCGAUACAACACCGAGUGUCCGGGUUUUUUUUUCCUUCAGAAUAAAAGCCCCCAUGAGGAUGAUGGGCAGAGUCAAACCUGGAGCCGAGAGAAUCCCGCAGGACAUUAUGGAUCAGGAACAGCUGAUCUCUGAGGUGGAAAAAUACCCCAUAUUUUAUGACCCGACACAUCCUUAUUACACGGACAACGUGAAAAAAGAAAAAACAUGGAUCACCAUAGCAACGGUGUUGGGAGCGGAUGCCGAUCUUUGCAGAAACAGGUGGAGGACGCUGAGGGACACGUACGUCAGGUACCGGAAAAAAAGAUUGUCUUUUGCCUCAGCGGGAGGCGCUCAGAAGGAAUGGAGAUACACAGACAGCAUGUCCUUCCUCAAUCCCCACAUAUACCAAAGGAGUUCAAAAAGAAACCUUCGAGCUCUUCUCAACGAGGAGGAGAGAUCGUUAACGCCACUGUCUCACUGUGGAUCAGAGGAGGAGAAGGAGGAGGAGGAGGAGGAGCAGCCCUGUGGCAGCUCGUCUGCAAUGCUGGAGUGUCGACCACUUUCUGCAUCUCCGGUAUCGUCCAAAUCUGAGCCCGUGUCGCCUGGGGAGAGGGACAGGCCUCGGUCCCGCAGCCCGAGGGAGCGGAGGUCGGCUGCACCCACAGAAACUCUGGCAAAUCCGGGGAGGAGCAGACCACAGCCGGCAGACAGCAUCACCAUCUUACAGGCACCACCGAAGCCAGAGUCAGCCGUGGACGAGUGCUACUACUUCUCCUUAAGCAUCGCCCCGCUGCUACUCAAAAUGGACCAUUCCACCAGACAACAAACUAAAGUCGCAAUCAUGAACACCAUCAUUAGCAUGGAGAACGGCACAGCAGGCCAAACACCACCACAUCCAACUUAGCACACACACUUUUUUAAAAACUUUAUUGACGAAAUUAAACAACACAAUCCUUGGGGGUGGAGUGGCUCAGUGGUUAAGACCGGUACACUGUGUGCGAAAGACAUCAUGGUUGCAAGUUCGACUCCACCCCUGGUUGAUUGUACUCAAUUCCAUUGUAAGUUGCUUUGGAUAAAAGCGUCUGCUAAAUGACAUGUAAUGUAAUGUAAUGUAAUAACAAUCCACUUUUCUGACAAAAAAACAAUAUCAUAAACCCACAUGAUGACAUGAAUUCAAAAUGUAAUGUGUUAACGUCAAAAAAAAAGGAAAGCGGAACAAAUAAUACCCAACGUUCCCAGUCUCGCGACCUUUGACCUAACUCUCGCACAUGGCGUGUCGGCCAUGUUGGAUGCUUUCAGAGUUGUUUACAAGGGGUAAACUAAAAAAACAAAAACAAAGUUAUGUUCAGAGACGAUGACUCAGGAAUACUUUCACCUGUUUUUAAAACAUAAAGAGCAAAAAUAAACACAUGUACAUUUAAAAA
Solea solea (common sole) is the source of this 2087-nucleotide messenger RNA. RefSeq names its product transcription factor Adf-1-like. The transcript has 3 exons. Gene Ontology annotation, cellular component: transcription regulator complex; nucleus. Gene Ontology annotation, biological process: regulation of transcription by RNA polymerase II. The record is from RefSeq and is a predicted model, not a curated record. Lineage: Eukaryota; Metazoa; Chordata; Actinopteri; Pleuronectiformes; Soleidae. The coding region runs from base 737 to 1567 and encodes 276 amino acids.